Bipolaris sorokiniana ND90Pr is the source of this 714-nucleotide messenger RNA. RefSeq lists its product as uncharacterized. Bases 1 to 714 code for a protein of 237 amino acids. The transcript has a single exon. NCBI's taxonomy places the organism in Eukaryota, Fungi, Ascomycota, Dothideomycetes, Pleosporales, Pleosporaceae. The record is from RefSeq and is a predicted model, not a curated record.
AUGGCGCAGCUGCGCGUCUGGCUUGCCGCCGGGGCGUUGGCGGCGGCGUCGGCGGUACAAGUGAAACGCGCGCCGUAUGACUCGCGCUCGGGGCUGCAAGUAGUUAGCAACGCGACGACGACCACAGUCUUGGGCUCCUCCGGUGGACCUGUGUGGACGUCAAGCAGCGGCGGGAGAUAUCAAGCUUGUGUGGGCCGGCCCUUUUGCCUCGACGGCGCGUCAGAGUUCCGUGCCAUACCGUACCUGGAGCAUACGUGCGUUGAGCGAGUGGCGUCUGGGGGCUACAUGAGUGCGGCGCUGAGUGCAGAGGGUGAGCUGUUUGUGUGGGGUCAGGCGUGUCCGGGUUCAACGGGCGACAUGGACGUGCUGAACGGGAAUGCUGAUGGGCAUACGCCGAGUACAGGAAUUGGGACUGAGGAGGAUGCGGAUGAAUUUGUAAAGUGCCUCGAGGUAAGGAUCAAUGGCAAAGAGGCUCGCGUGUAUCAAGUGGCAAUUGGCCAUGGACAUAUCUUGGUAGCAGCAGAGUCUGGAAAUGGUUCAUCGGCCAAGGAAAGGGUAGUGUUUGGCGCCGGAGAUAACAGUAUGGGACAGCUUGGACUAGAAGAGCGGAGGUUUUAUAGUGCGUUCCACGAAGUUCAAAGUUUGCGGGGUAAGCGUGUUGCUCAGUUGUAUGCAGCGGGGUGGUCAAGCUUCGUUGUGACACUGGAAGAGUAA